Messenger RNA from Emericellopsis atlantica, 1130 nucleotides. RefSeq lists its product as uncharacterized. The transcript has 2 exons. NCBI's taxonomy places the organism in Eukaryota, Fungi, Ascomycota, Sordariomycetes, Hypocreales, Bionectriaceae. The record is from RefSeq and is a predicted model, not a curated record. Bases 67 to 969 code for a protein of 300 amino acids.
UGACUCCGGCUUCAUCUUACAUUUAUACAAGCUUUGCUCAUACGUAAUAAAUAACCACUACCCUUCAUGUCUUCACAGCCCCUACGCAUCGGCUUUGUGCCGGAGCACUUCUCCACGCCGCUGCACUUUGCGCGGAAGCACUAUGGCCUCAACGCUCAGCUGAUCCCCUUCCCCUCCGGAACGGGGCACAUGGUCACGGCGAUUCGCGCAGGCGAGAUCGACAUUGGCAUUGGCCUGACUGAGGGCUGGAUUGCCGGACUCGGGAAGGAAGGCGUGGAGGGGGACGGAGGCUACCGCCUUGUAGGGACCUACGUCAACACGCCUCUCUGCUGGGCCAUCUCUACCGGCAAGGAGCGGCCCGAGAUCACAUCCGUCCAGUCCCUCGCCGGCAAGAAGAUUGGCGUCUCGAGGAUCGGCUCGGGCAGCUAUGUCAUGGGCUAUGUCCUCGCCGACCAGCAGGGCUGGCUCGCGUCGGGCGGCGGCAAGGAGCCGUACGCGGACACGGUCAUCCUGAACAACUUUGAGAAGCUGCGCGCCGCUGUCAACGCGGGCGAGGCCGACUUUUUCAUGUGGGAGCACUUUACGUCCAAGAAAUUCUACGACGCGGGGGAGAUCAGGCGGGUCGGCGAGAUCUACACGCCGUGGAGCAGCUGGAAGAUUGUCGCGUCGACCAACCUCACGAGGGACGACGACGGGCUGGACGCCCGGGUGAAGGAUCUGUUUGGGAAGCUGGACCAGGGCAUCAAGCACUUCAACGAGAACCCGGAGGAGUCGGUCCAGCACAUCUCGACAGAGUUGGGGUACACGGAGCCCGAUGCCAGGGAGUGGCUCAAGACGGUCGAGUUCCCCGCCAAGACGCAAGGCGUCAAGCCCGAGGUGGUGGACAACUGUGUGUCGAUUUUGCGCAAGGCUGGCGUCCUGGAAGAGGGCAAGGGCAUGGAACCCAAGAUGAUGACGUACAGCUCGUAGGAGACAAGAGAACAAUGCCAACAUCAAUCAACAAAGACAACCUGAAAUUGCGACGUUUGCUACGUAUUAUUCUUGGACUGUUUGAAGGGCGGCGUUGUUCAUGUUGUGAGACUGAGACCCUCCCUGAUGGGUGAAACACCCGCCCCAUCCCGGCACUUACG